CCCACUUUGGCGAGAAAAGUGAACAGGGUGGUGAGUGCUUAAUGCUGGCAAACAUGGACUGUGGUCUCCGAACGCAGCUUCCCGAGUGGUCAAAUUCGGAAUUGGACCCCGGCACUUCAAUUGCUUGCAGCACAAUGAAAAGAAGAAAAAUACUAUAAAAAAGAAGGAAAAAAAAAACCAAAACUUUUUACCUGGGAAGCGUUCUCGCGAAUCGUGAUCCCUCAUCACACAUUCACACACACCCCUCGUUCACCAUGGAGCUAUCCGUGCCCUUCAGAUUCCGAUCACGGAACCUCCUCUCACCCUUUGCGCGCACACCCACCAGCCACCCUUUUAUGCAUCAACCACCCUUUUCAACCAAGGUCACCAACAAACCCAAGAUUAGUACUCUAACGGUGAGAGCACUGAGAAAGGAACCUAUUGAAGGGGUGAGUGAAGAGUUGAACGCUAUAGCUCGUUACAACCUUGACUUUGCUUACACUCGAAGAAGGGUCCGCGCUGCUUUCGCUGAGCUGCAGCAGCAACUGGAUCAUUGUUUGUUCAAGAAUGCUCCUGCUGGGAUCAAAACUGAAGAAUGGUACGAGAGGAAUUCAAGGGGAUUGGAAAUUUUCUGCAAAAGCUGGAUGCCAAAGCCUGGUAUUCCCAUCAAGGCCUCUGUGUGUUUCUGUCAUGGAUAUGGUGAUACUUGCACAUUCUUCUUUGAAGGUAUUGCCAGGAGAAUUGCCGCAUCUGGGUAUGGUGUCUUUGCAAUGGACUAUCCAGGUUUUGGUCUUUCAGAAGGAUUGCAUGGUUAUAUACCAAACUUUGACGAUCUGGUUGAUGAUGUUGUAGAGCAUUAUACAAAAAUUAAAGCAAGGCCUGAUCUGAGAGACUUGCCUCGAUUUAUAUUAGGACAGUCGAUGGGUGGAGCAGUUUCUCUUAAAGUUCAUUUGAAGGAGCCAAAUAGUUGGGAUGGAAUGAUACUCGUAGCACCAAUGUGUAAAAUUGCAGAUGACGUGUUACCAUCAGAUGCUGUUAUGAAGGUUUUAACUGUGGUGUCUAAAGUGAUGCCAAAAGCAAAACUCUUCCCAAACCAAGAUCUAGCCGAGCUGGCCUUCAGGGAACCGAGCAAAAGAAAAUUGGCUGUUUACAAUGUUAUUUGUUAUGAUGAUAAUCCACGGCUGAGAACUGGCAUGGAACUUUUAAGGGCUACAAAAGAAAUUGAAUCACAAGUAUACAAGGUCUCAGCGCCAUUAUUAGUUCUUCAUGGAGCAGAAGAUAAGGUGACUGACCCAUUAGUGAGCCAAUUUCUUUAUGAGAAAGCAUCCAGCAAAGAUAAGACUUUAAAACUCUAUGAAGGUGGUUACCACUGCAUUUUGGAAGGGGAACCUGAUGACAGAAUAUUUGCCGUACAUGAUGACAUUGUCUCGUGGCUUGAUUUUAGGUGUUCAAUCAAAUGAGGUCUAUCCAUGGAUUAUUGCCCCGACCUUCCUGUCCUCUCACUGAUAGAGCCAUAAUAUUUUCAAGGAUUAAAUAUAGUUUUGGUCCUAUAAAAUUUCAGAUUUCUGAUUUUAAUCCUUGAAUUUAUUUUUUGUCCAUUUUUAUUUUUUGUUUUUUGUCAUCAAUAUCAGACCCUAGGAAAGACAAGGGGCAAAAUUUCAUUC
Cajanus cajan (pigeon pea) is the source of this 1643-nucleotide messenger RNA. RefSeq names its product caffeoylshikimate esterase. The record is from RefSeq and is a predicted model, not a curated record. Lineage: Eukaryota; Viridiplantae; Streptophyta; Magnoliopsida; Fabales; Fabaceae.